AUGUUUCGUGAACUUGAUACAACUGAUGUCGAUAAUGGUUUUGAUUCGAGUACUUCAUCAUCACAAAAUAAUAAAACUAUUAAUCGAAGUACAAGUAAUCCAGAUUUAUCACCAUCAUCAAUUAGUAUUAAAUCAAUGUCAUCAUCAACAAAUAUACCAAAUAACGAUGAAGAUCAUUCAGCAUUUGUUCUUAAAGUUUUUCGAAGUGAUCAAUCAUAUAAAUUUUUACCUGUACAUAAGGAAACAACAGCAAAACAAGUUGUCAUGUUAGCUAUAACUGAAUUUGGUAUUAUUGAUCCAAGCAGAUGUUAUUCAUUAUGUGAAGUAUCAGUUGAAAAUGGUGUUAUAAAACAAAAACGUUUACCUGAUCAUACUGACAAUUUACCCGAACGUCUUCCAGUAAAUGCUCGUUAUUAUUUAAAAAAUAAUCAUUUAACUGAAACACUUGUACCUGAUCACUUAUCAAAUGAUUUAUUACGUGAAGCACGUAUUAAUUUUCUUCAAUUAGAUGCACUUGAAAUAUGUGCACAAUUAACAUUACGUGAUUUUUCAAUAUUUAAAUCAAUUCAAACAACUGAAUAUAUUGAUCAUAUAUUUAAAUUAAAAUCUUUAUAUGGUAUACCACAACUUGAAAAAUUUCUUAAAUUACCCAAUCAAGAAAUGUAUUGGACAAUAACAGAAAUAUUACGUGAAAGUCAUUUAAUACAACGUUCAAAAGUUAUUAAACAUUUUAUUAAAAUUGCAAAAUGUUGUAAAGAUAUGAAAAAUUUUAAUUCAAUGUUUGCUAUUGUUAGUGGACUUGAUCAUAAAAGUGUACAACGUUUACAAUCGACUUGGGAACGUGUUCAAGAUAAACAUAAGAAAAUUUUUGAAGAACUUAAAUCUUUGCUUGAUUUAUCCCGAAAUAUGUCUGUCUAUCGAAAUUUAUUAAAAAAUGAAUUUGUUGUUCCACCUAUUAUUCCCAUGUUCCCGGUGUGUAUGAAAGAUUUGACAUUUAUACAUUUGGGAAAUCCAACACAAGAUGAUGGCUUAAUUAAUUUCGAAAAGCUUCGUAUGAUUGCAAAAGAAAUUCGACAUAUUACAAAUAUGGCAUCUUCUCCUUAUGAUAUUUCAAAUAUGUUCGAUUCUCCAACAUCUCAUCCACAAAUAUUUGCCGGUUUUGGCCAUCAAUCAAUGAUAGAUUCAUUUGGUACAAUGCGAAGACACCAAUUUGGUAAUCGUUUAUCUGUUAUGGCAAAUGGUAAACGAAUUUAUGAUGAAGCAUUAAUGGUUAAAAAAGUAAAAACUUAUUUAAAUAAUGCUGAAAUAAUCGAAGAUGAAAAUCGUCUAUUGGAUAUAGCCAAUCAAUGUGAACCAGUUGAAGUAGGAAAUACACCUGCAUCUUCAUCAAGGCUAUUUUUUAAACUUUCAUUAAAUAAUGAUGAUAAUGAAUUUGUUAUUGUGAAUACACCAACAAAUUCAAAAGCACAUGAUCAAAACAAUGAUGUUAUACAAAAUGAAAAACCUAAUACACUUAUUAAAAGUGAUGAAACAAAUAAUAAUAAUAAUAAUGAUAAUCGUAAUAAUAAUAAUAAUGUUGAUGCUCGAUCACGUACGGAUUCAUCGCCAACAAUAUUUAGUGCUUUUAAAAGUGCUUUGUUCAAUGUCAGCACACUUAAACGUCGUCCAUCACCAUCAACAUCAAGUUUAUCAUCAAAUUCAUCAUGUGAUCGUCGUGCUGGUUCUAUACAAUUGACGAAAUUCGGCACACAAUCACCGGAUGCCGUUAACAAAUUACUUCGUCUAACGGACAGUAGUCAUCAAACAAAAGCUCGUGCACCACAACGACCAAUUCAUACACCAACACCAUCUAAUAUUUUAAGUACAUCAGUACCGAAUACAGCAUCACCCAUAAUAAGUAGUGUAACAACCACAACAACAACAGGACUUUCAUCAUUAAAUGAACCGACUCAUCAUCAUCGUCAUAUAGCAAAAAUACGUGAUACAAAUAAAUUAACAAGUGAAAGUUCAAGUUUAAAUUUUAAAUCACCAACAUCAACAUCAUAUAUACAUCUUAUGCGAUCUCAUACUCAAUUACAUCAAAGUCAUAGUGAAUUAAUAAAGGAAGGUGGUGGUGAUUCUGGACGUGGUAGUCUUAAUUCAACGGAUACUUGUGUUGGUGAUGGAAAUGAAAAAUCGAUUAAUACAAUAAAUGAUGGAUUUUCAUCAGUUAAAGUUCGAAAUCGACCUCCAUUACCACAAUCAAAUUCUGUUACAUGUACAACUCGUCAUGAUGGUGUACAAAUUCCAAAGUCGGUGCAUAAUUGGUUUCAACGUUCUCAAUCAGAAAAUGAAGUGACUACAGCUGAUGUACCUGAUCGAGAAGAAACAACAGUCGAUUACGACGAACAUGAACAAGUGACAGCUGUCUAA
This is a messenger RNA of Rotaria sp. Silwood1, 2412 nucleotides long. The record is from the annotation of a GenBank genome assembly. NCBI's taxonomy places the organism in Eukaryota, Metazoa, Rotifera, Eurotatoria, Philodinida, Philodinidae.